Clupea harengus (Atlantic herring) is the source of this 1426-nucleotide messenger RNA. RefSeq names its product coiled-coil domain containing 86 (gene ccdc86). Gene Ontology annotation, cellular component: nucleolus. The record is from RefSeq and is a predicted model, not a curated record. Lineage: Eukaryota; Metazoa; Chordata; Actinopteri; Clupeiformes; Clupeidae.
UUUACUGUUCAAUAAACACGUGUGACAAGUGAUGCAUGGACGCAUGGAAUUUGACUGGUGAAAGUUUAUUUUUUUUGUAGUCUACAUAGGCAAAUGCUGAAGAGAAUAUAUCCAAAUUGUAGUUAAUAACUCAAUGGUACAAGAUGUCGGCCACAAACGUGCAAGAUGAGAUGAAUUCAAAUGACAAACUAGUAUCCGACGAAGCGGCGAGUCUCGAGUUGCCUCCAGUUGUAACGCGGACACGUAGUGGUCGUCGAGUACGGACCCCAUCUGCUCUUCUCGACUCUGAAGUGACCACGAAACCUCCUGUGCGCCGAACAAGAAAAUCGGUAAUUCAAGAGGUACCCGUCACUUCAGAAACAGAAGAAACAGCUGAAUGUCAAGCUGUUGUUACAAAAAGUUGUGUUGAACCUGGAGAAUCGAAGUCAAUUCCGAUCAUAAACACACCCGAAGUGGAGGCCACUGAACAAGUGGCAUUGGGUUUCACCAAAGAAUUCAUAAUUUCAGAAGCUGCAUUGUCUACAGAUGUACCGAUGGACAAGAUCAGUCCUGACAAUUCCGUAGGUAUGAGGUCAGAUAAGAGCAAUGAGAACGAAAACCGUGCCAACUUAAAUGUAACCUUAGACAUAUGGACUCGUACAAACGAGAAAUCCAAGAAGAGGACACAUUCAGAAUCCAGUGUGAAACACGCGCCGAUUAUACCGUUGGGAAAACCCAAAUCAGGUCGUGUCUGGAAAGACCGUAACAAGCAAAGAUUUUCAGCCCUGUUAAGGGACAAGCCGCUAUGCACAUCCUGGGAGAAAAAGAUGGAGGCCAGGAGAGAGAAGGACCUUGUGAAGAAAUAUCACCUGCAGCUGAGAGAAGGGAGCGCUAAAGAGAAACAGGACAAGAGGAAAAGGAGAGAGGAGACCCUGAAAAGAAGGGCUGAAAAUGAGAGGAAAUCGGAGAUAGUGCAAGUGAUCCGCAACACAUCAAAGAUUAAGAGGAUGAAGAAAAAGCAGCUGAGGAAGAUUGAGAAGCGGGACACUUUACCCAUGUUACAGAAGUCAAAGCCCAGUAACGGCAAGCUGGCUGGGAAGACACAGAAGGGGGACUAAGAGGAUAUGAUGCCCAGUUAGCGUCAUGUAGUGCAGUGUGUGACUGAAAGCUCAGUGGGAACACUGCAUACUCUGUAAAACAUCAGUUUACCUAUUGUUCCUGCAGUUGUCAUCAUGUUGGCACUGAGUAUGUCAUUGAGAUAUAGGGGCAGUUCAAACCCUUUUUUGUAUGUCAGGCUUUAUAAAAUGGGAAAUGGGGAAGUGUUCCGUAUGUCCCUCAUUGACUCAAAAUGGAGUUCUGACCACUGCUUGUAACUGGAGGUAGAGAGAGCCUAUUUUGAUGUAUAACUCUGGUUGAUCUGAAUUUGUCUAUUAAACAGGAAACUGGC